AUGGCGGUAAAAGUAAUCAAGAACUACCGAGUCAGCCCCGCGAUUGAUUCGUACCACGACUCAGUCGACCCCCUCGUUCUCCCACUCACUUUUUUCGACUUACAGUGGGUAAGAUCUCAUCCAACCGACCAAGUCUUCUUCUACAAACUCUCAGAGUCAUCUCGCGAGUUUUUUCACUCUGUGAUUCUCCCCAAGCUCGAUCUCUCUCUCUCACUUGUCCUUCGACACUACCUCCCGUUCGCCGGUAGCCUCAAAUGGGACCCACAAGAUCCUAAACCCCGUAUCUUUGUCUUCGGACAUGACACUGUCUCGCUAACAGUGGCCGAGUCUGACGCGGAGUUUUCCCUUAUUUCCGGAAAAGGGCUACGUCCUCAGUCGGAGUUACGUGUCUUGGAUUUGACUCCAACUUUGGAUCGUACUCUCAUCGAAGUUCCACCGGGUCUUGAAUCGAAGAUUUUGGAAUCCAUGUCGUACUUCUCAGAUGACAAAGAUGGCAAGAGAACUAUGAAGCCACCUCCGACGGCGGAGACUCGUACCGAUCUUGUCCGGAUCACACUCGAGCUGACUCGGGAGAAUGUCGAGAAACUUAGGAAGCAAGCCAAGCGAGAGUCAACUUGCUCUCAGCUUGAGCUUCGUGAUUUGUCAACGUUUGUCGUCUUAAACGCCUACGUUUGGAGCUGCCUGGUGAAGGCGCGUGGAGGCAACGAAGAGAGGCCAGUGCUUUUCAUGUACGCAGCCGAUUUUAGGAACCGGUUAGAUCCACCGGUUCCUGAGAGGUAUUUGGGGAAUUGCGUGUUCCUUAUCACUUGCACUGGAUACAAAGCAAAUACAUUGUUGGGAAGAGACGGCUUCGUCAAUGUCGUCGAGAUUAUUAGCGACUCAGUCAAAGGUUUGAGUUCACGAGGGAUUGAAGCACUUUGCGAGUCCUACAUUGAUGCAAUGUAUUAA
Messenger RNA from Thlaspi arvense, 948 nucleotides. NCBI's taxonomy places the organism in Eukaryota, Viridiplantae, Streptophyta, Magnoliopsida, Brassicales, Brassicaceae. The record is from the annotation of a GenBank genome assembly.